Messenger RNA from Aureococcus anophagefferens, 1008 nucleotides. RefSeq lists its product as hypothetical. The record is from RefSeq and is a predicted model, not a curated record. Gene Ontology annotation, molecular function: beta-N-acetylhexosaminidase activity. Gene Ontology annotation, biological process: glycosaminoglycan metabolic process; ganglioside catabolic process; carbohydrate metabolic process. The transcript has 3 exons. NCBI's taxonomy places the organism in Eukaryota, Pelagophyceae, Pelagomonadales, Pelagomonadaceae. The annotation marks the transcript as partial. Gene Ontology annotation, cellular component: membrane.
AUAUCGUCUGGUAGGUCGUUCCCCUUUGUCGCGCCGUCCCAUCCCGAGCUCGCCGAGGCCGCCGCGUUCUCGCCCGGGGAGCGGUACACGGCCGGCGACGUCGCCGCCGUCGUCGCCUACGCGCGGUCCUUGGGCAUUCGAGUCGUCGUCGAGGUCGACACGCCGGGCCACGCGGCGUCGUUUUGCAAGAGCAACCCCCACGUCUGCCCGGCCCCCGACUGCCCCGAGCCGCUGCUGAUAAACAACGCGACCUUCGAGCUCAUCGGCGACAUUUUUGCGGACUUUGCGGCGGUGACGACGGACGAGGUCUUCCACCUCGGCGGCGACGAGGUCCGCUACGACUGCUGGAACAAGUCGGACGCCAUGAAGGCGUGGAUGGCGGCGGAGAAGCUCGCGACCUUCGACGACGCCUACGCCUACGCGGUCCAGCGCGUCGCGGCGGGCGUCAAGGCGGCCCACGGCCGGGCGGCGAUCGUCUGGGGCGAGGCGUGGACGCACUUCGGGCCGUCGAUGCCCCAGGAGACGAUCUUCGACUUCUGGCUUGGGGGCGGGGUAUCGGCGCGCGGCGUCGCGAACGCGACGAGCCACGGCUAUCGCGUCCUUUGGAACGUCGGCCGCGGCUCGAACGUGGGCUCCUGGCGCGUCGCCCGGCGCGUACGAAAGCUUCGUAGGUAUCUGGAUUCACUCAUCACGACGUGGGAUACCAUGUACGCCCGCGACCCCUGCACAGGCCUCACGACGCAGCAGUGCGCGCUCGUCUUGGGAGGCGGAGGAGAGAUGCGAACGGCGGAUCCAUCGGAUAUCAUGCAAACGCUGUGGCCGCGCCUCGCGGCCAUCGCCGAGGUGCUCUGGUCGCCGCCGCACGGCGCGAACGCGACGGCGGCCGCGCUGCCGCGCCUCGAGGCGUUCCGCUGCGUCCUCGAGGAGCGCGGCGUCGCCGCGGCGCCCGUCUCGAACCCGCUCGCGCGCGCGGCGCCCGAGGGGCCCGGGAGCUGCCGCUCCCAGUGA